CUCAAAGUGGGCGGUGAGAAACCAGAACGCCACAUCUCUCCAAACUUUCCCUCCUAUUAUCUCCAGUCUGAACUGGAAAGAUGAAGUGCUUUUAAGUUAGUCGAAGUGCGGUACGGAUUCCUUCCCAUCCGAUGAAUGAAAGCGCGGAUUUGACCUCUCGACAAAUUCAACAUUCAGAUUCAUCAAAAAAAAGAAACUGCGGGAAACUUUCAUUUGUGCAGGCACUGACGCUUCUCUGCUCUCCUGAGGAGAAAUCUGUUAUUUGGAAAACAGCACGCAACAUACAAGACAAUGAGUGAAGGUUUCAAUGCUGCCACUCUUCUUAAGCGCUGUCGUCUGGCUACAACAGAGUCAAACUCAAUCUCCUCGCCUCCUGGGACUGCUGCCCAGGACUCAGAGGGUAAGGACUCUUCGGCAGAUGGAGAUCCCAAUUUUCCCAUGUCUUCUCUUGCCGAACUACUGGAGAAUGAGGACGGAUCACCGCCAUCCCAGGAUUCGCCGCAGGAUCCAGGACGACCAGGGCAAAAUCUUGACUUGAAGCAGAACAUGCGGAUAAGGUUCCCUGGAGCCUUUAAAAAGGGGGUUCCUAAUCCCAUGGACCUCCUGGAGUCCACCAUCUCUGAGUAUCCAGUGGCACCUGGACCAAAGAAGGCACCUAUGGAUUCUCUGUUUGACUACGGCACAUAUAGGGAGGUCAACAAUCAGAAGAAACGCAGAAAGAAGCUACCACGGGGGAAGGCAGAGAUUGAGAUGUCAUGUGAUGAGGGAUCCCCAGAGCCCGCAGUUCCGAUCGUCUUCAACCGCGGGCUGCUGUUUGAUGCUGUAUCGCGAGCAGACCCGAGAGCUCUGGACGGUCUCUUGCCAUAUCUACAGACGCAAGAAAAGAGGCUCACGGAUGAAGAGUUCAAAGAGCCUUCUACUGGAAAAACAUGUUUACCAAAAGCUCUGCUGAACCUACAGAAUGGACAGAAUGACACCAUCCCUGUUUUAGUGGACAUUGCGGAACAGACAGGAAACCUGCGAGAGUUCAUCAACACGCCUUUCAGAGAUGUAUAUUACAGAGGUCAAACUGCACUGCAUAUUGCUAUAGAGCGCCGAUGCAAACCGUAUGUGGAGCUUCUGGUGGAGAAAGAGGCCGAUGUUUAUGCCCAGGCAAGAGGACGAUUCUUCCAGCCUAGAGAAGAGGGUGGAUAUUUCUACUUUGGUGAGCUUCCCCUCUCCCUCGCAGCCUGUACCAACCAACCAGACAUGGUGCAUUACCUGACCGAGAACAGCCACAAAAAAGCAGACCUGAGAAGGCAGGACUCUAGGGGAAACAGCGUGCUGCACGCCCUGGUCCAUAUCGCAGACAACACCCGGGAUAACACGCGAUUUGUCACCAAGAUGUACGACUUGCUCCUCAUUAAAUGCUGCAAACUCUACCCAGAUUGCAACCUGGAGAAUAUACUUAACAAUGACGGAAUGUCCCCUCUCAUGAUGGCCGCCAAGCUGGGAAAAAUCGGGGUGUUUCAACACAUCAUUCGGAGAGAGAUUAAAGAUGAGGAGGCCCGUCAUCUCUCUCGGAAGUUUAAAGACUGGGCUUAUGGACCCGUGUACUCCAAUCUCUAUGAUCUUUCUUCUCUGGAUACCUGCGGAGAGGAAGUCUCUGUUCUGGAGAUACUUGUCUACAACAGCAAGAUUGAGAAUCGCCAUGAGAUGCUGGCAGUGGAGCCCAUUAAUGAGUUGCUGAGGGCCAAGUGGCAGAAAUUUGCUGCCGUCACCUUCUACAUCAGUGUGUUUUCCUACCUUGUCACUAUGAUCAUCUUCACUCUUGUGGCUUACUAUCGCCCAUCAAUUGGAAAACCCCCUUACUCCUAUAACACUACAGAGGACAAACUACGUUUGGCGGGGGAGCUCAUAACAUUGGCCUCUGGGCUCUUUUUCUUCAUAACAAACAUUAAGGACCUUUUCCUGAAGAAGUGCCCGGGGGUGAAUUCUUUAUUUAUUGAUGGAUCCUUUCAACUGCUCUACUUCAUCUAUUCUCUGCUGGUUCUGGUAUCUUCAGCGCUGUAUCUGUCAGGAAUCGAGGCCUACCUGUCUGUGAUGGUAUUUGCUUUAGCACUGGGUUGGAUGAACACCCUGUAUUUUACCAGAGGCUUUAAACUCACUGGAACCUACAGCAUCAUGAUUCAGAAGAUUCUCAUUAAAGAUUUGUUCCGGUUCCUGCUGGUGUAUGUGCUCUUCAUGAUUGGCUACGCAUCAGCGUUAGUUUCUCUACUGACCAUCUGCCCCGACGAGGCGACCUGUAAUGGUACCUGCCCCAAAUACCCAGAAUGCCGAGACACAAACACCUUCAGUGAAUUUCUCCUGGACCUGUUUAAGCUGACCAUCGGCAUAGGAGAGCUGGAUGACAUGCUUAAAGGCGCACAGUAUCCUGGUGUCUUCCUCGUACUCCUGGUCACAUACAUCAUUCUCACCUUCGUCCUGUUACUCAACAUGUUAAUCGCUUUGAUGGGGGAGACGGUGGGUCAGGUGUCCAAAGAGAGCAAGAAGAUCUGGAAACUGCAGUGGGCAACCACUAUACUGGACAUCGAGCGUUCCUUUCCUGUGUGUCUGCGGAGGUCUUUCCGGGUCGGAGAGAUGGUUACUUUGGGCAGGAGCUUUGAUGGAACGCCAGACAAACGCUGGUGCUUCAGAGUCGAUGAGGUGAAGUGGUCCCAUUGGAAUCAAAAUCUGGGCAUCAUAAAUGAGGAUCCCGGCCAGAAAGACUAUUAUGAACACACACAGGGAGGACGGGGCCUUCGAAGAGAUCGCUGGUCGACGGUCGUGCCAAGAGUGGUCGAACUGAGCAAGAACCCCCGAGAUCAUGUUUUAGAGAUGGAGCCUCUCACAAGCCGACACAGACAUAAAUCAGAAAGCUAAAGCAGGACAAUGAUGUGUUUUAUUAAAGCUGCCAAUGUUUUUAUUCAUAUGAGAACAGCCAUAUUUAUCAUUUUUAAAGUGUGAAUUUUGAGACCCAUGAGACACUCAGGGACAAUCUCUUUUGUUGAUCAUGGACUGUGCAAUAGAUUGUAUAAACCGAGAGCUUGUUUAAAUUAUUAAGAUGCAGAAAUUAGAACAAACAGUGCCUCUGAUCUGGAUACCGGCAUCUACUGUAGUCAUGUCUACCGUACUUUCUCCUGACAAGUGACAAAUCUCUGCAUUGUUUUAUGGAUAAAGUGGAAAAGGUUGCAUUGUAAUCAAUAAUCAUGUCAGAUUACCUCAGUGUAAAGGUGCAUUGCCAUAAUCACAACAUUCAUUUUAUGAAAUAUCAUAUUAUAAUGCUUUUGUGUUAUAUUGCCCAACCAUAAUGGAAAAGAAUAAUUUUUGUUUUGGAUUUGGCCUUUGGCAUUGUUUUGUAAUUUAAAGGUCAUGCAGAAACAGAUGUGGCCCUCACAACAGGAGUGUACACAAUGCCAGACUUCAGUAAUAUGCUAUUUUCACCUCAGUAUGCUGGCAUUGGUGUGACACUGGACUUAAUGAGUGUGAUGUUGGUAAUGACUUUAAGUGAAGGUGUUUCACAUGUAAUUCAGAAAAAACAUGACAAGCGAGAAAGCAUCCAACUUUUUACUUUCAUUUUUUGUUUUAUGUAUUUAUGAUACGCUGUUUUUUUACAAAGUCUGAGACAUUGUCUGUGUGCCUUUUGUCUUUUUAAAAGAAACUGACCAUUUCAGUACUUAUUAAUUUUUUUGUGUUGUGAUUUAGUGGAUUAAGAAUGGACUGGAAUAGGGCUUUGAGAUGCCUUUGUUUACAGGCCUAUGGUCAUUUUCAAAUAUCCUUUAUAUUUGAUCUGAAGUUUUUUUAAAGCAUUGACUAUAUUCGGUAGAAGAGGGAUGUAUAAGAAUAGAGGGUAAUAUAUUCUUUAGAGGAAAAUGUGUCUUGGCAAUAUGUUAGAUAUUUGGUGCUGCUUUUAAGAACUAUUUUUAUGUCUUGUAUUGACACACAUGGAGUUUUUGUUCAAUAAAAAGAUUUGGAUACACUA
This is a messenger RNA of Triplophysa dalaica, 4000 nucleotides long. RefSeq names its product transient receptor potential cation channel, subfamily V, member 4 (gene trpv4). Gene Ontology annotation, biological process: osmosensory signaling pathway; calcium ion import across plasma membrane; actin filament organization. The record is from RefSeq and is a predicted model, not a curated record. The coding region runs from base 292 to 2901 and encodes 869 amino acids. Gene Ontology annotation, cellular component: cilium; membrane. The transcript is spliced from 17 exons. Gene Ontology annotation, molecular function: calcium channel activity; protein binding. Lineage: Eukaryota; Metazoa; Chordata; Actinopteri; Cypriniformes; Nemacheilidae.